This is a messenger RNA of Salvelinus fontinalis (brook trout), 2373 nucleotides long. RefSeq names its product interleukin-1 beta-like. The record is from RefSeq and is a predicted model, not a curated record. The transcript is spliced from 7 exons. Bases 367 to 1209 code for a protein of 280 amino acids. NCBI's taxonomy places the organism in Eukaryota, Metazoa, Chordata, Actinopteri, Salmoniformes, Salmonidae. Gene Ontology annotation, biological process: regulation of non-canonical NF-kappaB signal transduction; macrophage chemotaxis; cytokine-mediated signaling pathway. Gene Ontology annotation, molecular function: cytokine activity.
AGACCGGAACCCUGGCAGCUUGGAUGAAACUCUGGAAAGUGCGUUUACUUUUUCGACCGCGUUCAGCGGAAGUGCGGGAGUUUCGUCUGUUCUAGACACAGGUAGUCUAUGGCCGUGUUCGAGAGGAUCAACCCCGCAAUGUAUCAUGGGUGACAUUUUGAAUGACUGACUGAUCUACAAAUUAGAACGAGGCUUUAUUUAUCAUUCAAGGUGAUUUUUAGAUCAGUCAUUCCGCAGUCGCUUGCGGUCGUUAUGAUGCUCUCGUAAACAGCCGAUUUAAAGCGUGCGUCUUGGCACGUUAUACACCAGUUUCACACUUCAAGUCCGACAGACAACUCUUCCAGCAUAUAUACUCUCUAAAGAAUCAUGGACUUCGAUUUAGCUGACGCUCUGCCGAGCUCAUAUUCGAGUAUGGAGUUUGAUACCGAAUACCGCCCGCCUGAUGCGAAGAGUGGACCAGAGACGGAGCGCUGUGGGCUGCACGCGGACCUGAGCCUCGACUUGGAGGUUAUCCUACAGCAUCGGGGAGGCAUGAGACAGGUGGCUCACCUGGUGAUUGCGCUGCAUAGAAUGAAAAACCCCUUCCGGAAGUCCGACUCCACACACACUUCCCUAGACGUGGAGUGCACCGAAGAGCAGUUUUGCAGCAUCAUCCUGGAUAACCUGGUGGAAGAGUGUGUGAUGGUCCCGAUCCAGGAGCCAAUGGGAACGGUGACCAAAAAGGAAAAGGGGACCUUCAAGCAGAUUGGCAACCCCGAGCAGUAUAGCCUGUGUGACCAUCACCAGAAGAGCCUGGUGUACUGCAACAGAACCAUGGAGCUGAAGGCCGUCACAAUCCGGGGAGGCAACAACGGGAGAGCGAGGUUCAACCUCUCCAGGUAUAGUAAUGCCAGCACCACCACCAAUCAGGCCCUGCCAGUUGUCUUAGGGAUAGACCAAUGGAACCUCUCCUGCUCCAAGCAGGCAGACAGCGCAACUCCUGUCCUACAGUUGGAGCGCUGUGAGGACCAGUUAACAACCAUCGGGGCUCAGGAAGAAACAGUUCGCUUCCUCUUCUACAAGAAUACCACUGGCUUCUCCCUGACCACCUUCGAGUCGGCAAUGUACCCCGGCUGGUUCAUCAGCACCUCACUGGAGCCAAGCCAGCCCAUAGAAAUGUGUCAGAAACAGGACGCCAGAAAGCUCAUGAACUUCAUGGUCAGAAACUAAACACACACAAUCUGUCCCCAUAGUGUAUGUACCACGUACAACCAGAGAGAGAGUGCAGGGUGAAUCUGAGAAGAUAGACCGACUGAUAUUGUAGAGGAGUUGAAUGUUGAAUUGAUAGAGCUCUGCUUUUCUCAAACUCAAACAGCGUUACAUUGUGUGGUAACUAGCUCCUUCCUUCAACCACCGCCAAUGUUUAUUGAACGUGGUUUGGUUGUAGUGAGGGUGCUUGACCAGCAGAUGGUGCUGUGUGUUUAUUCUCUCUUCUGCAGUAUUGGAAGGCCCAGUUAGAACUGAUUGCUCUGUAGGAUAGUAACAGAAUCAAGAAGACGUUGCUUUAGCUUCGCAAUGUUUUAGCCACAAAUGUAAAUGUUCAAAGUGUUACAUAAAAAUAAAUAAGAAACUAAAUUCAUAUUGAAUUUUUUAUCUUAUGGCUACAGUGCCAAGUAUAAAAUGCAUACAUUACAGUAGAGUAGAAAAGAGUAGAAUCGUUAAUAGUUUUUCUAAGCAGUUCUCAUUUGUUAUUUUUUUUCUACUUUCUGUACUGUCUUGGAUACAAGUAAUUUUUGAAAAUGUCUCUGUUUGUACUCUGACUGAAUUAUCUGCUUUAAAUCAGUGAAGAGGAGAUUUAAUUUUUUUGUAUUUCCUAUUAGAAAGUGAAUCAUUACCUUUCAUUGUCUAACACUGCAGAUGUCAUUUUUACUUGAAGUAUUUAUCGACAUUGAAAUUGUGCCUUUUAGUGCUAUUUAUUUAUUUCUAUAAGAAUGCCAGUCAAUCAUCACUUUUCUAAUAUUACCAUUAACUUAGUUUUUUGUCUCAUAAUCUAACAUUGUACAUAAACAGCUAACAUCAACUAAUAUGUAACACACAAUGUUCUUUGUCUUCUAGCACAAAUAUUGUUGUUUUUCAAUUCUUCAAAAUGUACAGUGCCAUUCAAAAGUUUGGAUUUGAUUUGUUUAACACUUUUGUUGGUUAAUACAUGAUUCCGUGUGUUAUUUCAUAGUUUUGAUGUCUUCACUAUUGUUCUACAUUGUAGAAAUAAAGAAAAACCUUGGAAUUAGUAGGUGGGUCCAAACUUUCGACUGGUGCUGUAUAUGUUUUAACGUUUCAAUGGUUCUAUGAUGUAUUUUACUGUAUGUUGGAAAUAAAGCUAAUCUAUUCAAUGCA